GGAGGGACUUCCUCCAGAGUUGCAGUUGGAUGGCAGUACGCUGGUCCUCGGUUGACACGUAACUAAAAUUAAAGGUGUUUCGGAGGCCUCGUUCCGGACGUCAGUUUUAAACUUUUUUGCAAGCUUGCCUGGCUUGGAGAAGAAACCCCGAAACCCGGUCGAGGAAAGGAGAAGGAAACUGGGGUUGGGGGGGGGGGAGAGUAGGCGCCAGCCUCGGUUUGUUUUGCUGUUCAAAUCAGGGCAGAGCAAAGCGGAGCAGAGCAGGACUCUUGAGUUGAAGUCAAGCGAAAACCUGAGCUGCUACUUUCAAGUCCCUGGCGAGAGUCUCGAGUGGAUGCGUCUAGGUCGAAAUAAUGCACGGGCAGGGCGAAUGUUAGCGGCUAACUCGUACUUUCUGCUUGGAAAUGUUCGGGAAGUGAGGGAAAGGGAGUGGGGGGUGGUAAAAAGUUGACUCGGAAGUUUCCAGCGGCAGAAACGGGGCUUUCUCGCUCGGAGGGCUGCGGGACUACCAUGGGGAACGGGGUGUGCUCCCGGAGGCAGCGGAGGAUUUUCCAGUGUCUCCUGCUGGUCACCGUGGUCUGCGGGAUGAUGUACGGCGGAAUGGUGUCGUACGAAAUGCACAAGCAGCUGAGGAGGACCGAGGCGAUGGCCCUGAAGUAUCAGCAACAUCAGGAGUCGCUCUCGGCUCAGCUCCAAGUGGUGUAUGAGCAUCGCUCGCGGCUGGAAAAGUCUCUUCAGAAGGAGCGGUUGGAGCAUAAAAAGGCCAAAGAAGAUUAUCUGGUUUAUAAGCUUGAGUCUCAACAAAUGCUGAACAAGGAAAAGCAAGACUCCAACGGCAGGUUGAACUCAUUACAAGUCCAACAUCAGAUGUUAAAGAAUCAGCACGAGGAGCUGAAGAGGCAGUACUACGAGCUGCAGGAGCAGCACCAGGAGCAGGGCGAGGACCACGGCCGGCUGCUGGACCAGCACAGGGAGCGCUACGAUAAACUGCAGCAAGCCAAAGAGGUGGAAGUGGCCCAGCUCAAAGACAGCGUCUAUAACCUAAGAGAGGAAAACAAACAGCUGAGGAAGGCCCACCAAGACAUCCACACACAGCUGCAGGACGCUCAGGUCCAGCAUCAGGACCUGAAGGCAGCCCACGACCAGCUCGCACUGACACUGGAGGACCACAAGAGUGCGCUGGCUGUAGCUCAGGCACAGGUGGAUGAAUACAGGCAACUCAGGGAGUCUCUAGACAGAUCGCCCAACCAGGCCCAGCCGGAGCCGAAAGCCGCAGCGACCAAAACCCCCGAGUCCCCCGUCCAUGGGCUCCAAGCAGGCGCACUGCAGCAGUCCCAUAAGGAGGAGCCUGCCCAGGACAGUCACCAGGCUCACUGGGACACGGAGUCGAGGUUGGCCCAGCAGGAGAAGGAGCAGCCACGCGCCCGCUCGGAGCUGGACUCUCAUCCCACUGUGUCCCAGCACACCUUUUCUGAGAGGGAGGAGGACGGCGAAGGAGAGGCAGAGAGGAGGAGGGAGCUGGCUGAGGAGGAGAUGGCCCAGGCGGGACAGCCUCAGAAGCUGGAGGAGGACCCGGACCAGCCCCAGGACGAGCAGCUGGAGGAGGAUGAGGAGGAGGAAAAGGAGCAGCCAGACGAGAACGCCUUAGACCGACAGAAACGCCAGCCACAGCCGGAGACCCACGCAGAGCUGCACCAGGAGGCCCAGGUGCAGCACGUGAAGUCGGCCUACGAGCAGCAGCAGGAGCAGCAGCGCCUGGAGGCCCAGAGGGCCGAGGAGCGCCGGCAGAUCCAGAUGCGACAGGAGGCCCUGCAGGCCCAGAGAGAGCGGGUGGUGAAGGAGAGGGAGCAGCGGCUGAGGGAGGAGCAGAAAAGAGAGGAGCAGCAGCACAAAGAGGCCGACCGACGGGAGCAGCUGCUGAGAGAGGAACACCUGAGGAAAAGGACAGAGUAUGAGAACAUGGACAACGAUGUCAUUCAAGGAGGGGAGGACCAUCAUGUUCAGAAUGAAGAAGAGAGAGAUGUUCAUAUGCUGCCGGGGGAGGAGGACAAACAGGAAGUGGAUCACCGAGUGCCGCCACAUCAGGGUGCUGUUGACGGUGAGGUGGACCCUGAAGACGAUCCCAACAACCAAGGGGAGGAUGAGUUUGAGGAGGCCGAGGACGAGCAGCCGGCACACAGAGCUGCUGCUGAAGAAGAGGAGGGGGUGGAAGAGGAAGAGGAGCCAGCAGCACAGCCCGUGAAAAAAAGUCACCCGGGCCCUGGACAGCCUGCUGAGGAGGAUGAGCUGGUGAUGGCUGGAAACCCAGAUCAACAGGAAGACACACUGGAUGACCAGUACCAGGAAGAAGUGGAGGAUGAGGCCCAGGAGGACAUAGCUGGGGGGCCGAAGAGAGAGGAGGAAGAAGUGGAGGGAGUAGAAGAGGAAGGAGAGGAUCUGUAUAAUGAAGACAAUGUCAAACAGGAAGCGGCAAAAAACCAGGAGGGGCCAAGAAAUGAGGGGAAUCACCAAACUGGAGCAAAGGACAAUGAGGAGGAGAAUUAUGAAGAGGACGAGGAGGAUGCAGAGGACGAUGCAGCGGAUCAUAACAAGGGAACCAAUCAGAGGGCGGAAAUGUAGAAGCGACAUCAGCUGCCCUGCUUCUUUUUGGCUCCCCGUAGUAUAGAGCCAUCCAGGUCUGCGUUUCUGUAGGUUCCAUAAGGAAGAAAACCAGACCUCCAUUCAGAAUUCCAGGUAGGAAAAUCUGGAAUUCACGCCUGGAAAAUGGGAAACACUGUACACUUUGGAAAUGGACACUAUUUUUUAUGACGCAAACGGCAAAUAUAUAUAUACUGUUUUUUGUGUUUUUUAAUCAGACUUUUCUGUCUACUCGCAUGGCUGCCUGAUUGCCAGUCUGGUUCAGAGAAUGUAUUUUUAUCAAAGUGCUGUCUGUCUGUGUGAAAAAGAGCAAAGGCCAACUAUGUUUGAUGUUUUUGUGGAAGUCAAAUGUCUAUUUACGUCUCACAUCUCUGUCAUCUGUGACAUUUCUGUUAUUUAUUGCUGAUGAUGAAAACUCUGACAAUCACAAAAGGUGCAAGGCUUCUACCCCUACCCCCCCACCCCAAAAAUAACGAAACAGAAGCAGUUUGACGGCUUUAACCCACUUUAAGAGGCAGACACUCUUGGAGCAUGUCCACUGGAUUCUUCCCGAUUAAAAGUAACUUUUUUUUUCUUGUGAACCUUUUCCAUGCUUAGUGCCACUCUGACAUGUGCCUUUCCAUUAUUGGAAACCUCCAUUUGCUUUUAGUAAUUUUAUAUAAAUAUAUCCAUUUAAUACAACAGAGGUAAUGUGAGCUUACCAUACACCUGAGGGGGGGAUUUUUAAGUCACCUGCAGGUGUGAAUUAAAUUCACAAAGCUGAUCUUUUAUCCUGCUGUACAAUGUACAGUCACAUGUUUGUACAUUUCUAUAGCUGCUUCAUUUGGUACAACAGGAGGAAAUUUGAUUUGUCACUUGGACAGUGUUCAAUAAACAGUCAAAGAUUUUCAGAUAUAUCUAUAAUGUUGUUGUCUAACUCUGUAAAAACAUCUGAAGUUGAUGGGACAUUUAGAAAAGUCUGUUGACAAAGUUAAAUGAUCAGUUUCACAUUGCGUGGGUGUGGCAUUUGCUGUAGUGAAUGAUGAAAUUAUAUCUGGCCAUGUAUACCAAACGAAUGAACAAUAUUUCUACUAAAAUUUAAGGAAAGAUUUUAAGCUUCUUAAAUUUGAGCUUUAAACUGAAAAUCUUCUUCAAUUGCUUGUUCCAC
This is a messenger RNA of Menidia menidia (Atlantic silverside), 3784 nucleotides long. Lineage: Eukaryota; Metazoa; Chordata; Actinopteri; Atheriniformes; Atherinopsidae. The record is from the annotation of a GenBank genome assembly.